Apodemus sylvaticus (European woodmouse) is the source of this 482-nucleotide messenger RNA. It is a transcript of the gene Romo1, whose product is annotated as reactive oxygen species modulator 1. Lineage: Eukaryota; Metazoa; Chordata; Mammalia; Rodentia; Muridae. The record is from RefSeq and is a predicted model, not a curated record. Bases 113 to 397 code for a protein of 94 amino acids. Gene Ontology annotation, cellular component: TIM23 mitochondrial import inner membrane translocase complex. The transcript has 3 exons. Gene Ontology annotation, biological process: protein import into mitochondrial matrix; protein insertion into mitochondrial inner membrane.
CGCAGACCGCGAGCGCCCUCCCCCUAGCUUUUGGUGUGAGACGUCGAGCUGAGCGAUCGCGGGCGGAGAACGAGGUCCUACGUAACCCUGCUGUGCGCCCCUGGCCGACGCCAUGGCUGGCGCCCAGGCCCUCACUGUCCUAGCCCUCUCAUCGCAGAUGCCGGUGGCCGUGGGUCCCUACGGGCAGUCCCAGCCCAGCUGCUUCGAUCGCGUGAAGAUGGGCUUUGUCAUGGGUUGCGCCGUGGGUAUGGCAGCCGGGGCGCUGUUCGGCACCUUCUCCUGUCUCAGGAUCGGAAUGCGGGGUCGGGAGCUGAUGGGCGGCAUUGGGAAAACCAUGAUGCAGAGUGGCGGCACAUUUGGCACUUUCAUGGCCAUCGGGAUGGGCAUACGAUGCUAAUUAAGAUUCAGAUGCCCUGCUACACCUAAACUUCCCCAUCCAUUUCAACCCUUGUACAAUAAUUAAAGAUUUUUUCUUCUCGUUA